AUGAAAGCAAGCAAUCUACUCCGCUCGCCGCGAGCGCACACCCUCAAACUCGUCCACGGCACAGCUCCAUCGUCAACACGACGGGCUCUUCUGCCACUGUCGACUUUCGAGACCAAGGCCUCUAUACCCCUACCCCGACCGCUCUUUCGCGCCCGAUCCCCUCAAGCCUCCGCAGCACCGUUCUCGACUUCGAGAUCGGCCUCGAAGGGCCUCCAACCCGACAGCGCCAACCCGGAGCCACCCAAGACCGAGACCACCAGCGGCAGCUUGAGCGCGGCGCACAUCUCGGACGGUGAAUACCACGAACUAGCGGACCAGUAUCUUGACAGCCUGGUGCUUUCGGUGGAGGAAUACAGCGAGGCAAACAGCGAUGGUGUGGAAGUCGAGUUCUCGGCCGGUGUUCUCACUAUCACUCAUCCACAAUUUGGCACAUACGUGAUCAACAAGCAACCGCCUAACAAGCAGAUCUGGCUGUCGAGCCCCAUCUCCGGUCCGAAGCGGUUCGAUUGGGUUGGGUCUGGCUCGGGACAACAUGAGAAAGAGGAAUCAACCGUCGACGUCGGCGACGACGGUGCCGGUGGGCGGUGGGUGUACUUGCGCGACGGGAGCGGUCUCACUGACCUGUUGAAGAAAGAGCUCGGCGUGGAGAUUACGAAAGAGCACGAAAGCGAUGCUGUGGGCGGACGAGAGGGGCCUGCCUGA
Molecule: messenger RNA, 702 nt
Organism: Capronia epimyces CBS 606.96
Lineage: Eukaryota; Fungi; Ascomycota; Eurotiomycetes; Chaetothyriales; Herpotrichiellaceae
Exons: 2
Coding region: 1-702 (233 amino acids)
Biological process (GO): intracellular iron ion homeostasis; iron incorporation into metallo-sulfur cluster
Cellular component (GO): mitochondrion
Molecular function (GO): 2 iron, 2 sulfur cluster binding; ferroxidase activity; ferrous iron binding
Source: RefSeq, a predicted model, not a curated record